UCGGAGGCCGAGCUGUCAGGAACCUACUGAGACUGGAGCAGUGUAUGGGUUGGGAACAUCAUAAGAGGCGACAUUUGGGCUAGCAGUUGAACCUGGGGUGCAGACUAAAUCUGUGAAAAAACAACGACUUUGCUGUAACAAUGAGACAGGAACCAGCACUUUGUAGCUUCCAGUCACUUGCUACUGCUCAGACUGUAGAGCCAUACCAUCAAAGAGUCAGCUGCGGUCGCAUAAAAACAACUUCCUUCGGCACGCAUCGGCAACACCUUAACGUCAUCAUCAUGGCAACAGAGCUCCCUCAGGCCGCUGGGGGCAGAAUGGAGCAGAUGGAGCAGCAUAUGGGUCAGGCGAGGCAGAUGUCAGCUAUGCAAAUGUCCUCCUCAUCCACCUCCUCCACUUUUACCUCCUCCAUGAGCUCCACCAAGCUGCGAAAAGUCUGUCAGGGCUUGUCGAGGACCAUGGAAGAGCACUCUGGGGUUCAGUGUAAAACCUCUGCUGUGGUGGAGUCCUGCAGCCAGGUGCAGAAAUCCCUUCACCUACCCAAGGGAGAGUCUGUCCCAGAUUUUGAGGAGAAGCUGCGCCCCAUCACGGCCCAAGAGGGUGACAAUGCUGUGUUCAAAGCUAAGGUGACGGGGAAUCCCCAGCCUAGUGUUAACUGGGAACGAGCCAGCGGGUGCCCACUGUCUGAUGCCACUAAAUCUUUCUAUGACGACAUAAACAAUCAGCACAUACUCAAGAUCAAAAACCUCGCCCUGGAGGAUGCGGAUGUCUACAAGUGCAUUGCCUCCAACAAGCACGGAGAAGCCGCCUACUCUAUAUCCCUCACUGUUACGGAGAAUCCAGCGUUGGACUUUAAAAAGAUGCUGAAGAAACGCAGUGUGGAGAAGAGAGAGGAGAAGAGGCCACCUACAGAGGAGGAGAUGCUAAAGAUCCUUGCGGGAGCUGACAAGAAGGACUACGAGAGGAUCUGCGCCGAGCACGGCUUCACCGACUUCAGAGGCAUCCUCAAGAAGCUGAAGGAGAUGAAGAAGCAAGUGGAGGUGGAGAUGGUGCGUGUGCUGAAGCCCCUGGAGGACAUCACUGCCACAGCUGGCACCAGCAUCGUCUUCGACACCAUCCUGGAACUGAAGGAUCCAAACAUCAGGAUGCAGUGGUUUCUGGGCGCAGAGCUGCUGCGGGUCCAGUACUCUCAUGGGAAAUACGAAGUGAAACAGAUGGGAACCAAGCACAUGCUGUGCAUUUCUAGCGUGAGCCUCAGUGACACGGGCACCUACACUCUGCAGGUCGCAGACAAGAGACUGUCAGCCAGGCUUACCGUCAUAGAUGAACCUCUGAAAUUCCUGUCUGACUUCAAGCCCAAGAAAGUGACAGAGCGCCAGACCGCCACGUUUGAGAUCCGUCUCUCUAAGAAGACAGAUGCGCCCCUCAUCUGGAAGGUAAAAGGAAAGGAAGUAAAAAGAGAUGAAAAGUUCGACGUAUCCCUGUCUGAGGAUGGUCUGACCUACACCUUGAAGAUUAAGGAUGUGAAAGUCAGCGACACUGGAGACUACACCAUCAACAUCGGAGACCUCACUGCCACCGUGCCACUUUUCAUUGAACGGAUUCCCAUCAAGUUUACCAGCCACUUCAAGAACGUCCGUGUGCAGGAGAGAGGCAAGGCUCGCCUGGAGUGUGAGACGAGCUCCAAGGACGUGCACAUUCGCUGGCUGAAAGACGGGUGUGAUAUCACAGCGAGUCGUCGCUACAUCUUCAUGCGCGAGGGAAAGAGGGCAGAGGUUAUCAUCGAGGACUGUGAGCUGACAGACGAGGGAGAGUACUCUGUCAUCUGCACUCAGGACAAUGACGCUAACGAAUAUGUCACUUCUGCCUAUCUGACCGUGGACGAGCGUUUUGCCUCAGUGAAGAGUAGUAUGUCAGAUGCUCAGUGUCCUACAGGCUCCCCUGCAGAGCUGUGCGUUGUUCUUGACGAUGAGAAGGUCGGCGGAGUGUGGCUGAAAGAUGGAGUGGAGGUUUCGGAGCUGUGGGGGGUUCAGGUGGUCAAACAGGGAGCCGUUCACAAGCUGAUCUUCUCUGGUGUGACUGAUACUCAUGAGGGCAAGUACACCUUCAGAGCCAAGGGGGCUGAGAGCGAAGCUGUCCUCACUAUUGCAGACCCUCCAGAAAUGGAUUCCUCUGUGCUGGACUUGUUGGGGGCCCGACCUGUGACUGUGAAGGCAGGCCAGACAGCCACCAUUAAGAUCCCCUUCAAAGGCAAACCGCCUCCCAAGAUCACCUGGUACAAAGACGGCGUGGAGGUCAUGGAGGAUGAGAGGAACAAGGUGGAGAGGACAGCUGACGGCACCUCGCUGGUGCUCAGCAGAUGUGUGCGAGAAGACAGCGGGGCAAUUAUGCUCCGUCUGAAGAGUGACUGUGGCACUGCUGUUGCCAACCUGCACCUCAAUGUGAUUGACCAUCCUAAGCCUCCACAAGGGAAAGUAGAGUUCCUCGAGCUAUCAGGAAAGAUUGUCAAAAUGAAGUGGAAGGCUCCGCGGGACAAUGGGGGUAAGCAAGUGACCAGCUUUGUGAUUGAACGCCGCGCGGCAGGUAAGAAGUCGUGGACCAGGGUUGGCGAAGUAGACAGCAGUACCAUCAUCUUCAGCGACGACAAAGUGGUGGAGGGCCAGGCGUACCAGUAUCGCAUCAGGGCUGUCAACGCGGAGGGAAUGAGCGACCCUCUCGAGACAGAGGAGGUGCGCGCUGGAGAGCCCGUGGAGCCUCCAGGCACAGCGUCCCAGCCCCAGGUGUCUAACAUAACCAAGGACUCCAUGACAGUGAGCUGGACACCUCCAACCCACGACGGGGGAGCUCCGGUUCUGGGCUACGUCCUGGAGAGGAGGAAGAAGGGGAGUAACAUGUGGUUACAGGUCAACAAGGAGCUGCUCACAGAUACAAAAGUCAUGGUGGAAGGGCUGGUGGAUGAUGUGGAGUAUGAGUUCAGAGUCACCAGUGAAAGGGCUGGAGCAGGCAGCGCCAGCACCAUUUCUAAUGCUGUCCUGGCCAAAGACCCAACAAGAGCUCCUGGUCUGGUGAGGAACCUGUGUGUGUCUGAUUCCACAAACUCCUCCGUUUCUCUGAGGUGGACUCCUCCAGAGCAGGGAGACGAGCCCUCGGGUUACAUCCUAGAGGUUCGCCCCGAAGAUGCUAAAGAGUGGACGAAGGCCACCAAGAUCCCCAUCGCUGUUACUGCCUUCAAUGUUGGAGGACUUCAAGAGCGGAAAAAGUACCACUUCCGCAUCCGGGCUGUUAAUGAAGGAGGUGUGGGGGAGCCAACUGAGCUGUUGGAGGGUGUACUGGCCAUGCCUCCACCUGUGGCACCUAGGUUUGAUCUCCAGGGGAAGCUGAAGAACCAGAUGGUGGUCCGAGCCGGAUCGGCACUUUGCCUUCACCUCGGCUUCACUGCUUCACCUACCCCAGUGGUAACCUGGUUCAAGGAUGGCAUCAUCACUGCAGGACGGGAAGUCAUCACCAAUAGCCAGAAUCACUCCCAGUUCCUCAUUUCCACUUCUCAGCGAUCUGACUCUGGCACCUACCGUGUACACCUGAAGAACGACAAUGGAGAGGCUCACUAUGAUGUCACUGUCAGGGUUACGGACUUUCCUCGACCCCCGAAGAACCUCGGCUUGGAAGAGGAGGUUCCGGGCACGGUGACCCUGCAGUGGGAUCACACCCCAGACCUGGCUGAUGACGACGACGACGAGGGAGCGCAUUACAUCAUCCUCAAACGGGACGCCAGCACUGCCUCCUGGUUCACUGUGGCCGAGCGUGUCUUCAGCAGCAAGUACACCGUCACGGGACUGCUUCCAGGGAGAAAGUACUACUUCCGAGUCGUUGCGCACAACUCUUUCGGAGACAGUGAUCCUUUGGACUCGAAAGAACCUCUCAUCAUGGCCAAGGAGAAAGAGUGCAUCAGAAGCCUUCGUUUGAAGGAAUAUGCCUCAAAGCCACGUCAGGUGAAACCGACGUUCCUGCUGCCACUGAAGGACCACGCUGUUCGCAGAGGCCAUGACUGCACCAUGAGCUGUGCCUAUCAGGGCAUGCCAACGCCACAGGCCUGCUGGUAUAAGGGGGAAUCGAAGAUCUCUGACUCCCCUCGGUUUUGGCAUAGCACAGCCAACGGAGUGUGCACACUGGUCAUCCCCACCUGUGGAGCUAAAGACAGCGGAGAAUACACAUUGGUGCUGGAGAACCCUCUGGGGACGGCCAAGUGCUCCUGCAACUUGGUGAUAUUUGAUAAGGAUGACAAUAGUCUGUUGGAGAGCCUGACCAAGCAGGCAAACAAAGAGAAGAUGAUUUUGUAAGAAGUCUGCUUCAACCGUCGCCACGACAGAUGCGCUUUGAUUGGCCA
This is a messenger RNA of Perca fluviatilis (European perch), 4384 nucleotides long. RefSeq names its product immunoglobulin superfamily member 22-like. Lineage: Eukaryota; Metazoa; Chordata; Actinopteri; Perciformes; Percidae. The record is from RefSeq and is a predicted model, not a curated record. Gene Ontology annotation, molecular function: protein binding.